UGAAAUCUCACUGUAGUGCUUUAAGAUUGUACAUAAAAAUGUUUGAAAAAUUGAUCCAUUGAAUUAGCAAAACCACUGUGUCUCCGCCUAAUCGAACCAGUAAAACAAAUUGCAAACGGACAACUACCGACUACUUGCGACUGGUGGCUGGAAAAAAGCUGACAUCCCCACGAAAAGAUGUGGAAACCCGUUUAACCAUAUCCACAUGGCCAAAUGGCAAUGCGGAAGAGGACGGGACGCUGCCUCCGAUCCGAGAUCCAGAGGCGACACGCCCCCAAAACCACGGAUUUGGAAGACGGAACCAGCGGAUGGAUCAAAACAAAACAAGUCAAGUCGAUCGACAACGAAAACGAAAACGUUAGCGAUAACGAAACCAAAGCUGUGAUGCGCGAUCGAUGGCUGUAAACUUGAACUUGAAGCGUGGCCAAAAGCGAUGGGCACGGCGGCGACUGGCAACUAGCAACUAGCAACUAGCAACCAGCAACUUGCAACUAGCCAGCAGCAACAUGCACAGCCCGACACACGCAACAAUGCCGCUGAAAUGCUUCCAGAGAAGUGCCAGCCAAAUGUUGUUGAUGUUGUUUGUUGUUUGCUGAUGCUGGCGUGUUUUGCACUGGCUAAAAGUGCAGUCGGAGCUGCAGCCAGUUGCCAAUUGCCAACUGCGGAAAAUUGGCCGUCAAGCGAUAUAUAAAAGCCAAGCUUGCAAUGCAGCCGAGUUAAUCAAAGCGCGUCGCUCGCCAGGAAAAGUGCAAGUGUUUUCCACGCUCCCAAAAAAUAUUGAAAUCGCAGGCGAAAAUCAGUCGAGAUGCUGUGCCACCGACACUUCCACAUCCACUGCCACCUCUUCCUGCUGCAGCUCCUGGCGGUGCCCCUCCUGCAGGGAUCCCCCGUUUCGAGUCCGGAAAUAUCCAAUAAGGGCUCCAAGUCGCCGAACAGCGUGCAGCAGCAGGUGCAACAGCAACAGCAACAGCAACUACAACAGCAGCAGCAGCAGCAGCAGGAGGCCCACCUGAAUUCGCUGAGUGCCUAUGCCAGUGGCUAUGACAUGGCCCAGAACCAGGUUCAGACGCAGGUCCUGUCGCCCACGGAUCCUGCGUUCAAGCCCUCGUACAAGAUGCCCGAAAUGGAGACCAACUUCACGCCCAUGCAAACGGCGGGAACUCCCAGCGUGGCCAGCCUGCCGUCGACUCCCAUGCUCAUGCAAUACCUGCCGGCCCAGUCGAUCCAAGAUGGUACCGGAAACACCGUCCAGUAUCUCCAGCUGAUCCCCACCCGACCAAUUAUAGUGCCCAUCUCGCCGUAUCUUUCGGCUGCUGCCGCUGCGGCUGCUGGACCUCCGGCCAUCUCCGCCGGUGGACAGCCGGACUUUGGGGGACGGACAGCAGCUGUGUUGAGUGCACUGCCGCCAAACUACGCAGCCCUCCAGGGAUACGCCGCCGGGUCCAUCAAUCCGGCCGCUGCCUUCCGCAACACCUACAGGAUCAAUCGCGAGGCCAAGGACAAGCACUUCCCGCCCUCGUUUUCGCUCAACCUCAACGAGUAUCUGCCGGCCUCCUCGAUGGGACUGGCUGGUGGCCACGACACCUCCGCCAAUGGCCCACAUUUGUACCUGAGGGCCAGACCUUAG
Molecule: messenger RNA, 1627 nt
Organism: Drosophila subpulchrella
Lineage: Eukaryota; Metazoa; Arthropoda; Insecta; Diptera; Drosophilidae
Product: formin-J
Exons: 2
Coding region: 806-1627 (273 amino acids)
Source: RefSeq, a predicted model, not a curated record